AUGUCAGCUUCUGAAGACACGGCACCGGCGCCCACUGCCAAGCCGCGGCGGAGUGUCGCCAACUACACGGAGCCGCCCAAGAAGAAUCCGUACCUGGUAAAGUUCUCUCGCUUUUACAGCACAAAGAUACCGAUGGGUGUCCGCGAGUUCGUCUUCACCGGCCCGCUGCUUCUCAUCACAUUUGGCGUCGCCUACUUUAUCCCCUCUCUCAUUCCAGCGGAGCAGUUCACACAGGGGCUGACUCCGCACAAGCAGGACAUGCGCGAGUACACUUUAGAGCCCAUCUACGGUGCCCACGGUGAGCUGAAGGGCUACCGUCGCAUCAACACCAAGAAGAGCGCGGAGGAGUGA
Molecule: messenger RNA, 351 nt
Organism: Leishmania mexicana MHOM/GT/2001/U1103
Lineage: Eukaryota; Euglenozoa; Kinetoplastea; Trypanosomatida; Trypanosomatidae
Exons: 1
Coding region: 1-351 (116 amino acids)
Source: RefSeq, a predicted model, not a curated record